AUGCCCCCUGUCCAGUCCCAGCUCGUCGGAACCUGGAAACUCAUUGAGUUUAAAGCUACCCGGGAGAAUGAUCCGAGCAAGACACCUAUUUACCCCAUGGGUCACGGUGUACAGGGAAUGUUGCAGUACUCCCACGAUGGCUAUGUCUCAGUGCACCUAAUGCGCUCUUCAGCCGAUGCUGCAUAUAUUACUCAGGACAGUCCGUAUCAGAAAUAUGUGGCCUAUGCCGGACGCUAUGAAGUGGACUGGAAUGAUAAAAUUAUUCUCCUGCGACACUAUCUGACUUUCUGCUCCUACCCUGACUGGGCUGGCAGCCUACAGAUCCGCCAAGCCGAAUUUCAUGGAAAUUAUCUUACGCUACAGACAGUGAACCCACUGCAAGGGGAGGUACAUUUGUCUCAAUACUUUAAAGUGUGA
Messenger RNA from Aspergillus alliaceus, 417 nucleotides. Its product is annotated as Lipocalin-like domain-containing protein. Bases 1 to 417 code for a protein of 138 amino acids. Lineage: Eukaryota; Fungi; Ascomycota; Eurotiomycetes; Eurotiales; Aspergillaceae. The transcript has a single exon. The record is from RefSeq and is a predicted model, not a curated record.